AUGUGGCUAAGCUGGAGGAAAGCAGUGGCCACAACCCUGCCUUUCAUCAGAUCAUUUAACUCCAUUGUGAGAGAUGCCUCCAAGGUCCUCGCACCCUCCCAGCAGUGGACCAGUGUCGCCCCAGGGACGAACGGAUCCAUUUGGCUUGUUUCACCGGAGCUUUUCUGCGGUCUCUGCGAAGUUAUUGCUGUUAGCUGCCAUGGCAUGGCUGGGCAACCUUUCUCGAUUCUGCUCAGCAUCCAGCUACGGUUGCUGAACCAUGAGAUCUCGACCGACUUUGAGAUGGGCUGUGGAAAGACACAAUGCAUCGGCUGGUCCAUCUGUCUGAUGGAUCAAGCUUUUUCGUCCCACUACGGGUGCAGGGAUAACAAAGACCUGCCCCAACUGGCUCUGGCUCAGCCCUAUGGAUCCAAAUGCGAGCGUCUCAUUGCUCGGUCCGCCCACGCGAAGUACCACCGUUUGAACUCCGUGACAGACACCUUGGAAGUUUCUGACCGGCGGCAAUGGCCCUAG
Penicillium lagena is the source of this 513-nucleotide messenger RNA. RefSeq lists its product as uncharacterized. The coding region runs from base 1 to 513 and encodes 170 amino acids. The transcript has a single exon. Lineage: Eukaryota; Fungi; Ascomycota; Eurotiomycetes; Eurotiales; Aspergillaceae. The record is from RefSeq and is a predicted model, not a curated record.